This is a messenger RNA of Diachasma alloeum, 2669 nucleotides long. RefSeq names its product speckle-type POZ protein A. The coding region runs from base 94 to 1128 and encodes 344 amino acids. Gene Ontology annotation, biological process: proteasome-mediated ubiquitin-dependent protein catabolic process; regulation of proteolysis. The transcript has 3 exons. Gene Ontology annotation, cellular component: cytoplasm. The record is from RefSeq and is a predicted model, not a curated record. Lineage: Eukaryota; Metazoa; Arthropoda; Insecta; Hymenoptera; Braconidae. Gene Ontology annotation, molecular function: ubiquitin protein ligase binding.
CUAAAAAAAAACACAACAGCCAACAGCCAAAAAUUCAGGGACAGUUGAACAUUUCCAGGAUAUAAAGAAUAAAUUAUAAAAAAGGAAAACACAAUGAAUCAACAACCAUACGGUCACAUAACCUCCGACUUCAUGGGUACAAAAUUCACCUGGACGAUCGACAAUUUCACUCAUCGUUACACAGCAACUGGUGAAAAAUUCAGCUCCACAGAAUUCUUCACAGGAAAAGAUUACAAAGACGAGUGGUGUUUCGAGAUGUACCCAAAGGGUCAAUGCGAGAGUGACAAGGACUUUGUGUGUCUCUCGCUGAGGCUUCUUCGCACCCCAAAAGAAGAGGUCAGAGUCAACAUAAUGUACUCAAUGGCCAAGCUUGACGAUGAAAAUUCGACAGAGCAUCCUCCCAUCACCCAUCCCGUCUCCCACCAGGUGUUCAUCAAGAACAUGUCCAACAGGCUGACACGUUUCGUCGACUCCAGCGAUAUUCUGAACUACUUGAAGAACGACACUCUGAAGAUAUCGUGUCAGAUCACCUCAUCAGAGACUCGUCCCUCAGCUCAAGUGAUCGAGGCCUCGGGCACCUUUCCUCUUCGACUCUGCGAUCACAUGUGGAUGCUCUUCCAGGAGUCGAAACUCUCGGACGCUGUUGUCAUCGUUGAGGACAAACAGUUUCAUGUUCACAAACUUCUCCUGCAGAUUCGCAGUCCUGUCUUCGCUGCCAUGUUCGAGCACAAUCUCAAGGAGAAUCAGACUAAUGAGAUCAAAAUCGAGGAAAUCAGGCCGGAAGUCGUGAGGAAGAUGCUGCAGUUCAUCUACACCGACAGAAUCGACAAUUUCGAAGACAUCGUGAGGGAUCUCUUGGUCGCUGCGGAUAGGUACUCUCUCGAUGGCUUGACCGCUCUUUGCGAGAGGGUUCUCUGUGAGCAGGUCACUGUCUCCAAUGCAGUGGCUACUUUGAUCCUCGCUGAGAGCUACAACUCUGCGAAUGUCAAAAGGCAUGUGGCGAGGUUUAUAAAUGGGAAUCUGCCGGAGAUUGUGAAUACGGGAGAGUAUAAGGAGAUGGAGGAGAGCAGACCGGCUUUGGUUUCUUAUCUGGUUCGUGAGAUGGCGACGAAUAUGAUUAAGAAUUGACGGCUGGGUUCAAUUUAUUGACUAAUUUUGAGGGUAAUUAGAGGGUGAUAUGGUGGAGGAGGUUUUUUAUGGUGAGGAGAUUACUUUGGGUUCAAAAGGGGGUGAGCAUUUGGAUCAUCAAAAUGAAUUAAUUCACUUAAUUCAAGAUUUUUUGUGAUUAAUGACAAGUUCACGAGUUGGAAAAAGGAGUUCGAUUAUAAAGAGAAUAUUUUUUUCAUUAAGAAGUUAGAAAAAUCAACUAUUGAAAUUAAUUAAUUCAGUCGAUUGUUUUUCAUGAUUAAUUAGAGAUUGAUAAGCUGGAGAAACGACUUUGGUGAUGAGAAAAUUACUUCAUCAUUGAAGAGUGAAGAAUUUAAAUGAUUAAAAUCAUUUAUUCAUUUGAUUCAGGAUUUUUUGUGAUUAAUGAAAGGUCCGUGAGUUGAAGAAAGGACUUCGAUUAUAAAGAGAAUAUUUUUUUCACCAAGAAGUUAGAAAAAUCAACUACUGGAAUUAAUUAAUUCAAUCCAUUGAUUGUUUUUGAUAAUUAAUUAAUGAUAAUAAGUUGGACAAAAGACUAUACUGAUGAGGAGAUUACUCAGUAAUGAAAACCAAGGAAGUCCAACAAUCAAAAUGAAUUAAUUCAUUCUGAAAAGUGAAGAAUUUAAAUGAUUAAAAUCAUUAAUUUACGUGAUUGAGGAUUUUUGUGAUUAAUGAAAGGUUUAGGAUAAAUGAAAAAAAGUUGGAGAAAGAUGUUUGAUUACAAAAAGAAUAUUUUUUUCCAUCAUGAAGUCAAAAAUUUCGAAUAUCCAAAUCAGCUAAUUCACGCAAUUGAUUGUUUUUGAUAAUUUAUUAGAGAUUGUUAAAUUAGAGAAAGAACUUUGAUGAUGAGGGGAUUACUGUUAUAAAUUAACAGGAGAUUUCAAUUAUCAAAAGGGAUUAAUUCCAGUAGUUAAUGAUACCUGAUUAUCGCUUUGAAGUUCAUAAGUUCCAAAAAAUACUUUAAUCAUAAAUUACUUGAUUACGACAUUAUUAAAAUUAAUCAAUUUAAACGAUUAAAACAAAUUAAUUCAAUCGUUUAAUGUUUUCGCAUCAUUAAUUAGAUGUUGAUAAUGUGAAAGAAAGACUUUUGGGCUGAGAAUAUUACUUCGUGAUUGAAGAAUAAAGACUUGAAAUUAUUAAAAUAAUCAGUUCAAUUGAUUGAGUGAUUAAAUCAUUAAUCAGAGACUGAGAACCUAAAGAAAGACUUCAAGACUUGAGAAAUUAUUUUCUGGGAGAUUACUUUAACAGAUAUUUCGACGUUAUUUAUUGCUUUCUAAUAAGCAAUUAUUUCAUGACAGUUCUGAUAAUUACAUCUUCACGUCAAUCAGUAUUAUGAUCUACAGUUGUUUUUAAGAUGCAUUGUCUUUGCCUGUAACUUUAUUUUUUGGAAAAUUAUUAGAUUUUAGGAAAUUAUCGUAUUAGUCUCCUACGUGUUAUACUAGUUCAGUAGAUAAGUGGGAAAUCGUAAUAAGUCCCUUUCAAUGUUGAUGGUAAUUGUUCAUUGAUUUUAUGAAUUCAAUAAA